GCAGUCACACUGGUCGCGUCGUUUUGGUGAAAUCGAGUGAGAGGAUGUGUCUCUGUUUUUAGUUUGUUAAAAUACAUGAAAAAUAUGUGUAGUCCCUGAAAGCAUAGCCUUUAAGCGUAGGGUAGUUAAACGGGUCGGUGUGGGGUCAGAAAUUACAAAUUUCCAAUCACUCGCAACAACGCUCUUCGCGCAUAAGCAAACCGAUAUAAUAAUAGACCUACCAACACAAACAAACACACACGGCCAGAAGUUCGUUGGCGUUGAAAGGAAAAAUAACGAAAAGAAAGGAAAAUAAAAGUGCAAUAGAUUCGGUUUACAUUGUGCAAAAAUCGAAGUAGCCCCUGCCAACAGGGUCGCUAAAAAUAAAGACGGCGACAGCCUCUGUUUAUCGUUGGGAAUAAACAAAUAACCAGCGGAGAAUCAUAACAAAAGCGCAAGACUAACCAGCAUAAAAGACAAAGGAGCCCCCUUUUUGGGGUUGAAAACCCCUCUUUUUAGAUAGCGGACUAGGAUCGCCACGACUAUGAAAUACCCUGCAAUCUAGCUUACACAGAUAAAGUUACGAAAAAAAUGCCUUGCGACAACGCCAAAACCUCUUCGGAUAUCGAGCAUGUGGAUUGGAACUCCGGCCAGCACUAUGCAAAUGUCAGAUUCGGAUCGGGCAGCAGCCAGGCCUCGCAGAACAGCGGCGACAUCUGCCGCAUCUGCCACUGCGAGAGUGAUCCGCAGAACCCGCUGCUCACGCCGUGCUACUGCUCCGGGAGUCUGAAGUACGUGCACCAGGCCUGCCUGCAGCAAUGGCUCACCGCCUCCGAGACCAACUCCUGCGAGCUCUGCAAAUUCCCCUUCAUCAUGCACACGAAGAUCAAGCCCUUCAACGAGUGGCGCAGCCUUGACAUCUCCGGCAUUGAAAGGCGGCGGCUGUGCUGCUCCGUGCUGUUCCACUGUGCCGCCGCCCUGUGCGUCAUCUGGUCGCUCUGUGUGCUCAUCGAGCGGGCCGCCGACGAUGUGCAACGUGGCCUAAUAGACUGGCCCUUCUGGACAAAGCUGGCCGUUGUCACCGUCGGCCUCACCGGCGGCAUCGUCUUCAUGUACAUCCAGUGCAAGGCAUAUCUCCAUCUCUGUCACCGCUGGAAGGCACGCAACAGAAUUCUGCUGAUUCAGAAUGCGCCGGAAAAGAUUCACCCCCUGGCACCGCCAUCCCCAGUGGCCGCCCAUCAUCAGCACUUCAGUGAGCCGUUGGCUCAUGCCGGUUCGGCCAGCGGAGCGGUUGAAAUAAAUGCCUCCGGUGCGGCCGGAGGACACUGUGCCCACGAGGCGAGCUGUGCUUCGAUGGAAAACGGUGGCGGCGCCGCGGGUUUGGGCCUGCAUCAGCAGAUGCAGCGCCUUCUGAACGCAUCGCCGCAUCAUAUGUUGCAAAUGGCAGCCGAACUGGAGGUGCCACACAGCAGCAGCAGUGCCUGCACGCAGACGGAGGACGGACAUGGCCACCAGCGGCACCACCAGCAGAUGCAGCAGAGUGGCCAGCAACUGGGCCAAGUGGCGGUGGCCGCCAAUAUCGAGUGCUCGCAGUCGCAGCACAACUACGACCGCGACUGGGCCCUCGAUGACGUUGUCUCACAGAUCUCCUCAUUCCGGCCCUGUCCCCAGGGAUCGGGCAGCAUGACACCCUUCCACGAUUCCAUACACAACGUGCUGGAGCACUCGGAGGGCUCUAGUCGCGGCUCGGCCACGGAUCUGUGUGCCGGAUCACGGCAGGAUCUCAGUGCCAGCGGCAUCUCGACGGACACAGGCCGCGAACAUGCCCUGCAAUUGAGCAGCUUCAGUGGCAGUGGCGAACACAAGGCGCCGUCCAUCAGUUCAGGAGUAUCACAUGCGGUGGCCAAUGGACUCGGUGGAUUCGUUUACAAGCCGCACCAGACAAAGCGCUACUCCAACUCGUCCAUCUUUCUGGAGAACCGCGAUGUGCUGAGCGACCAGACGAGUGUGGGUCCAGACACUGCCGUACAUCCCUACGAUUACAGCACGCCGCCAAAGAUCGACUACCGCCACUCGGGCAUGAUGAGCGUAGAUUUACCUAUUGGCUGCUGCACCACCGACUGUUUGGGUGGUCAGCAGCCGAAGGAGGAGCUUCGCCGCUACUCGGAUCCCAAGCUGAAGCCCGGCGAGGCGGAUACCGUGCUGGAUAUCGAUCUGCCCACAUCGCCACUAUCGCCCCCGGCCGCCUACGCUUGCCAGCAGAAGCAGCAUCCACAGCAUCCGCUUGUGAUCUCCUCAUCCUUUGACCGGGGAGUUGAUGGGGUCAGUGGCAGCAAGAGCAGCCGGGGUCAUGGUUCUGCGGACGCCCAGGUGGAUCGAUCGCGGCUCAGUUUCAAGUCGUUGCCAAAUCUCAGCAGCAGCUGCGAAAGUCUUCUCCAGAAGUGAGAUCCACUAUGAUCUGCGUGCUCUCUCUGCCCCCCUUGAAACCCUCUGCUCUCAAGUAUUCACCGCUGGUCGACGGGGACCCCGAGAUCCACAUAGAAAGUAAAAAGGAAAUACUAUUUUUUAUACCGCACACCAAGGGGCUUCAAAAGCCAGAACAGAUCGUGGCCAGCGGCCCAACAAUCCCUAUGUUCUCCUCUUUAUAUAGCAAAACCCAUAAACAAUUGAGACUGCAAUGAUUAAAACAAAACACAAAACAAAAAAAGAAAACAAAUAUGUAGAAUCCCCCGGCAGUUUGGAAUCUAGAUUUAGCCGCUAAAUCGAUGUAUAAUUUAUCCUGUAUUCGUGUAAUGCUAUCAUCCAGCCUCUCUGAUUCCAUAUAUAUAUGUCUGUUCAGCAAGUUGUCCAUGCCAAAAAGCCCAAAAACCAACCAGAGACAGUAAUUAUUUAGUCCAAGCGUAGAGUGUGUGUUUUGUUUCUUAACUUCUAAGUCAAAUGAAAUUUUAAAAAAUUGAUCUGUGAUUAAGCGUCAUUGAAUAUACAUACAUACAUAACAUGCAUAAAUGCAAGCAAAAACAUAUUGACAGCAGCCGCAGCAGUAGAAAAACAAACAUUUUUACUUAACAUCUAACUAAGAUAAAACCAACAACAGCAACAUGACAACCACUAAAAGCUUUUUCGCGGUUAACAGCGAAAGCUCCAUGGAGCCAAGAAAUGAAGAUAUAUCCGUAUCUAAAAACCCCGCUGAGAAAUAUGAAUAAAAGCCGUUUUAGAUAUAGACAUAGCAUAAACAGUAAAUACUUAUGAUCGCUACAAGUUACGAGCAUAAAAACCCAAUAAGAAACCAGAACGGGCAACUAAAUUUUUUAUUAUGUAUUAAAUAUUUAAAUAAAUAUGUGCAAACAAUUGAUUAAAUUAGA
Messenger RNA from Drosophila takahashii, 3341 nucleotides. RefSeq lists its product as uncharacterized. Gene Ontology annotation, molecular function: zinc ion binding; ubiquitin protein ligase activity; MHC protein binding. Gene Ontology annotation, biological process: antigen processing and presentation of peptide antigen via MHC class II; immune response; protein polyubiquitination. The record is from RefSeq and is a predicted model, not a curated record. Gene Ontology annotation, cellular component: cytoplasm; late endosome membrane; early endosome membrane. NCBI's taxonomy places the organism in Eukaryota, Metazoa, Arthropoda, Insecta, Diptera, Drosophilidae.